Lolium perenne is the source of this 936-nucleotide messenger RNA. NCBI's taxonomy places the organism in Eukaryota, Viridiplantae, Streptophyta, Magnoliopsida, Poales, Poaceae. The record is from RefSeq and is a predicted model, not a curated record.
AUGGGCGUGAAAUCUGCUGAGUUACCGUUACCAAAGAACAAACGAUUUCCGUUCGGUCGCCUCAUUCACGUCCUACAAACCGACAACGGAAAAGAGUUCGACAAUGUCGCCGUCCGCACCCUACUCUCCUCUCAUGGCACUAUUUUCCGUCUAACCUGCCCAUACACGUCUCAGCAAAAUGGUCGCGCCGAGCGCAUCCUCCGCACCCUCAACGACUGUGUCCGCACCCUCCUAUUCCACAGCCACGCACAGGUGACUUCCUCCCAGUCUCCCGAGGAGACUCCACCGCGGCAUCGUGCCCCCGCCUUGGCUGCGCCGACUCCGCCCGCGCCGCCCUUGAGCUCUAGCUCGGGCGCCGCCCCACCGCCUACCCUGGUGUCACCCUCGAGCCCGAGCUCGGGUGCCACCACGCCGUCACCACCCGCGGCGCCCUUGAGCCCCAGUUUGGGUACCGCCACAUCGACACCUCCCACGUCGCCCUCGAGCUCCGACUCGGGCGUCGCCUCUUUGACCACGUCACCCUCGAGUGGCCACUCGGGUGAAGCCGUGCCGGCUGCCACGGGUCUAGCCACCCGUGCAUGCGCUGGCGUCUUCUGCCCCUCCGCGCGGUACCCUCCGGACACCUACGUCCGCCCCGCCGCGGCUGCUCCAUCGCCGCCAUCAGCAUCUUCUCCACUGCCCAGCUCAGCUCGGGCGGCCCUUCGUGAUCCUCUUUGGCGUGCUGCUAUGCAGGAUGAGUUCCAUGUGUUGCAGCGCAACAAGAUGUGGCAGUUGGUCCCUCGGCCUCGCCACGCCAACGUCAUCACCCGGAACUGGGUCUUCAAGAAGAAGUUUCAUCCGAUGGCACACUCGACCGCUACAAGGCGCGUUGGGUUGUUCGUGGCUUUCGACAGCGCGCCGGCGUCGACUUCACCGACACCUUCGCCCCGGUUGUGA